Pseudophryne corroboree (corroboree frog) is the source of this 2968-nucleotide messenger RNA. It is a transcript of the gene SPHK1, whose product is annotated as sphingosine kinase 1. The coding region runs from base 340 to 1887 and encodes 515 amino acids. Gene Ontology annotation, biological process: sphinganine-1-phosphate biosynthetic process; sphingosine biosynthetic process; positive regulation of apoptotic process. NCBI's taxonomy places the organism in Eukaryota, Metazoa, Chordata, Amphibia, Anura, Myobatrachidae. The transcript is spliced from 5 exons. The record is from RefSeq and is a predicted model, not a curated record. Gene Ontology annotation, cellular component: intracellular membrane-bounded organelle; cytoplasm; membrane.
GUGAGGUUUAUUUGGGUUCAGCACAGACACCUGGCUGCUCUGUCUACAAUGACUUCAGUAGGGGGCAGCAGGGAGCAGCGGGUGCUGCUGGACGCUAUAAACUUACUGGACAGAGCCAAAUGUGAACUUACAGCCGUACAGCCGGCGGCAGCAGCAGCCUUUCCUCUCUCUCUGCUGCUUGCGUUGUGUGUCUCUUCCAUUCCCAUCUUCACUACAUCCAUUACCCAAUAUUCUGUCUAAUCUGUCCCCUUUCUCUGCCACUGAGGUCUACUCUAUAUACUUUCUAUGCAGUUACUCACUAGUCUCUCCUCCUGACUUAAGACUUUCCAGGGUGCAGGAAUGGCUGAUGCUCCGGGGUCACCCAGUGUCCCAGCUGACAUCCUCCUGUGUGACACCUUCUCCCAGGUGCCCGGGAAUGGCACUGUCCUCUCCCUGCUCCUGACGAGGAGGGAGCUGAUAAUGCAGAGCCUGAGCCUGGCCUCCCCGGAGUGCCCCCCUACAGCCUUCAGCUUACCCGACUGCGUCAGCUGCCGUGCCUUUAUGGGCAAAGACCCCAAGGACAUAGGAGGGUAUCUCACCGUUACAUUCUACCCUCUCCGGGGCAUGUUAGGUGCCGCCACCUGCCGGCAGCGCAUCUCCAGGACCUUCCGCACGGAGGCUUCCAGGGACCGGGAACAGAACCUGAAACUCGCCAAGAGCUGGGCGCAGAGACUAUGGCAGCUGGUCGAGGAGCUCCAAGGACAACCACGUCCCUGGUCCUCCCCUGUGCGAUUUCUUGUGCUGCUGAAUCCUUGCGGGGGUACAGGGAAAGCGCUGACUCUCUUUGAGACCCAUGUGAUGCCCAUGUUAACAGAGGCCAAUGCCAAUUUCACAUUGCUGGUGACAGAGAGGCCCAACCAGGCACGUGAGGUGGUGCGGGACCAGGAUCUGUCUAAAUGGGAUGUAAUCGUUGCAAUGUCAGGAGAUGGACUGAUGUAUGAGGUGGUUAAUGGGUUAAUGGAACGACAGGAUUGGGCAAAAGCUAUUAAGAAGCCCCUCUCUAUCCUUCCAGGUGGCUCAGGGAAUGCACUAGCUAGCUCCAUCAAUCAUUAUUCUGGCAGACACCAGCAAGUGACGGGUACCAAACUCCUGACCAAUUGUGCUUUUAUAUUGUGUAAGGGUCAGCCUCUUCCGCUGGACAUCAUGUCACUGACCACCUCUUCCCAGCAGAAGAUGUUCUCCUUCCUUAGCCUGGCCUGGGGCUUUAUUUCAGACAUUGAUGUAGAAAGUGAGAAGUAUAGAUUUAUGGGUUACGCACGUUUCACUAUAGGCACUUUUGUUCGGCUCACUGCAUUGCGAACCUACAGCGGGCAACUUUCAUACCUCCAGGCUGGAUCCUCAUCAGAGAUGGAGACUAACGCUAAUGCACCUGCCCCCAGUAACUCUGGACAAAGUCCUUCAACAGACAGUAUGGCAUCCCAGGCUUUGGAAGACUCAUUGCUAGUACCAUUGGAUCAGCCUGUUCCAAGUCACUGGCAAGUAGUUGAAGAUCAGUUUGUCCUCAUCCUUGCACUCUCCCAGUCUCAUCUAGGGGCUGAGCACUUUACAGCUCCUAUGGUGAAAGGUCCAGGAGAAGGUUAUAUUCAACUGUUCUAUGCCACCUCCAGAAUCUCCCGCAAAUCUCUUGUUAAACUAUUUAUGGCAAUGGAGAAAGGAACUCAUCUAGACCAUGAUAUACCACACCUGACCCAUGUUCCUGUAGUGGCAUUCCGGAUAAAACCAGAAGAAAGCACUGGGAUAAUGACUGUGGAUGGUGAGGUCAUCCCAUGCAGUCCAAUUCAAGGGCAAAUUCACAAGGGUUUGGGGCGUGUGAUAUCAAUUGCACAAGAUACAACGCGGCAGUCGUGACAGGAAUGUGGGCAACAGACAAACCUCGAUGGAGAGGUUUCUGUAUAAAGAGGUACAAUGAUGCAACAUAGAUAGUACUGGGUUAGUGUGCUGCCAACACCAUCCGCACAACAGUAUAGUAACACUGACUUCUGGUUCUGUCACACCUAAAAUAGAUGCGUAGGUGUUAGUUUGUGCUAAGAAAAGACAUUGCAAGUAAAUGCCUAAUGUUUGUCAGAACUGCUGCCUAGGAAAGAGGCAUAUUUUACAACACAAUUUUAAAAGUUCAUUAAUAAUAAAAUGUGUGUUUUCUCAUAUAAAAGGUUUUACAAGAGUUUAUAACAAAUUACACUAUUUUGAAAUACAGGAGUGAGUGUGAAGGAUAUUUUCUCCUAACCACAGUAUCCAGAUAAUGGUGUCAGCUUGUUUUCUUCUACCGAAAUCAUUACCUAGCUCUCUAAUGUGUAUAUACAUACAAAGAUAGGCAGUCUGCUAUAAUGCUCUGUGAUAUUAAGAAUAUAUAAUGUGAAUGUUAUGAAUAGGUAAGUACUCAUUAAGAAAAAUCCCCAUAAGACAUCAAAUUAUAGAUUUUUAUUGAAGGGUCACUGGGGAACAAGUUACCAUAAGACUGAGCAGCUGCAGCAACUGUGAUAGUUGUAUAGAUUAUUUUAAACCAAUUUGGCCCCAAUCCUCUGCUUUUAUGGGCCUAUCACAUCCAACCCACAGCACCAGGAUGUAUAAAAUAUCAUCACUGGUGGAAACCGCAGUCAGAUCAUCAUCUGUUACUAUGUGCAGCCACUGACAAAUUACACUGGACAUUCAUUAGGUCAAGUCUCCCUGUGAGGACAGUUUUAUAUUGUUCUUCUGGCAGUAUAGGCACAAUGUACAAGUCCACUGGAGAGAAAAAUAUAUUUUUACAACUAUUUAUUGUUUUUUUACAUUGCUUCUUGCAGAAAUAAAAAAACAUGGGAGAUUGAUAUAAUAUCUUUUGGUAAAAGCAUAUAUAAAACUGAAAAUGCACAGAAAUGAAUGUGUAUUCUUGUUACACACCUUACUGUAUAUUUACACAAAAAAUAAAUUAAAAAGUAACUGUUGUCACCAA